Molecule: messenger RNA, 3873 nt
Organism: Lasiosphaeria miniovina
Lineage: Eukaryota; Fungi; Ascomycota; Sordariomycetes; Sordariales; Lasiosphaeriaceae
Exons: 3
Coding region: 1-3873 (1290 amino acids)
Biological process (GO): mitotic division septum assembly
Cellular component (GO): cytoplasm; mitotic actomyosin contractile ring
Molecular function (GO): protein binding
Source: RefSeq, a predicted model, not a curated record
AUGGUUUUGGCUGCACCGCCGCUGCCGACGCGGUUUCCCUGCUGGGUCAGGGCAGUUUAUUCGUGGGGUGGAGAGUCCAAACGAGAUCUCGGCUUCAUCGAGGGCGACCUGAUCGAGUGUCUCAAUGCGGGCGAUGGGUCGUGGUGGAUGGGGAGACUGUGGCGAGACAGGAGGGCCAUCGGAUUGUUUCCCUCAAACUUCGUCGAGGUUCUGCCAGACUCUUUCCGGCCCACGAGCAGAUCGACCAGUCCCCUGCCCGGCAGUAGCACGCCCAGCCCCAAAGACACGCCCCGGAAGUCAAAGACUUUCCGCAAGCCCUUCGAGGCUUAUUCAAAGGCGCCGCACUACACCACGGCCAAAAUCCCAGAAACCUUCCAGAAGGAGCCCAUUCGCUUGCGCGAGACGUCGGAUACCUCGCUGAGCAAGGUCCCCGCUCCAGCGCCCCGGGACCGCGACCCCUCUCCCGUGCCGCCUCUCAACUAUAACUAUGGCUCAAGAGCGCCAUCCCCCGCGCCAUCCUUUACGCCUUCAUAUUUUCCUGGCCACAGCGGCCAUAGCCACAUCUCCCGAGCUGCAUCCCCUGCGCCAUCAUAUGUGCCUCCUCAGCACAUAUCCCGCGCACCCUCUCCCGCACCAUCAUUCAGGCCUGCCCCCAGCUAUGAGUCCCGAGUGCCGUCUCCGACGCCUUCAUACCGGCCAUACCGACCUCCCUCCGCCCAGCCGCCACCGGAUCGGCAAAGCCUGGAGGGGGGCGGCUCCCCACCCCCUCCACCGCCACCACCACAUCGUCACACGGUGUCGUUGCACAACUCUAAUGCCUCGUAUGACUACCAUGUAGACCUAGCAAGGCAACACUCCAAUGCCUCCUACGGCUACCAACCCGUAGAUAACAUGGCGAGGCAUAACUCCAACGCAUCCUAUGGCUCUCGCCUGGCAGAAAGUGCUUCAAGACACCACUCCAACGCGUCGUUCGACCAUCGGCGGUCCGGCAACAUGGCGAGAAAUAACUCUAACGCGUCUUAUGACCAUAGGUCUGUAGGCUAUCAUACGCCGCGCGUGCCUUCACCGUGUCCGCCGUCGCCUAGAAUAGAGGAAAUGACACCUUCUCCAUUGAGAGAGGCUAUGGACCACGUCAUGGAGCAGUUGGAUGCACUGGGUGUCCCGCGCGAGACAGAGUCGCCAGAGCCCAUUUUUGACCCUUGGUCGCCAGAGUCUUUUGACAUGCUGCGUGAUCAGCCAAAACGGAAGCGAGACCCUCGUAGGCCACAGACCGCUACGGGAAUCGCGCAGCAAGUCGAUGAGGGCUAUGAAACGUACAGCGGAAGUGGCGGAUCCUCUCAGGACCCGUCAUACCACAGCUCGUUCCAAGAAGAGCCCAAACUUCCCCAGCUGAGCAACUACGUCGAGCGGAUGGAGUCGAGACUCAGGACAAUGCAUCAACACAAUUCCGGCUUGGCUGAGACAGAAGAUGCACCUCCUCCACCACCGAAAAACAACGUGUUCGAGCGGCCAAAGUCUUCGAUGGAGGUGCGCGCACCACCGGAACAAAAAUUACGGCAUAAAAAGUCUGCUUACGAGGUCGGCCGCCAGGUUCUCAAUAGGACCUUCACCACAAAAACCAACUCGACGAGUGUAUCUUUGGGACUUCAAAGCACAACCUCUGGAGCGACCCAGAGCACGAACCGAAGUCUGAUGAGCGGCGUAUCGGCUGGAGGAAUCAGUGCUACCAGCGCAGGCAGCUUGGCCAGGAGAAACCAAAGCCGAGCUCAGAGCGCGCUCGGAAUGCGGGAUCCGGAUCAGGACCGCCCAGAGACGCCUUUUACGGGGGUCACGUACCACAGUAGCCAUGCUUCGGGGGAUGCACGGCCCAAAUCAACAAUGGGCUUUCACGACGACAUAAUAGGCGGCAUCGGAGGUCUUGUGCAGCCCAAGCCGAAAAAGCAAAACUUCAUAAAACGCAUCCUCGAGUCGGCAAAGACUGGCGUCGCAAGCACGAGAGGUAGCAUAGCCACGACGGGAACUGCUUCUGUGCAGGGUUCCUCGGUAACUCGCAUGGCGGCUGCAAUCAACGGCUCGUCGCUUGACCUCAGCUCGGGGACAGGGCAGAGAGAUGCCGCCCGGGAGAUGGGCCUUGGUAACGGCGUCGACUGGGUCCAGGUCCGGCGAGACGUUAACCGGUCCAACUCUCUCAGCCGCAACGAGCGCGUCGAGAGAAGGGAGCGGUGUCAGAUGCUGGAUUACCCUGCGCUGGAUCCUGUCGACGAGCUGUACAACAGCAUCGACGGGGACGAGGGAGCCGACGGAAUGCCGGUGCAAGAGCCAAUCAACUAUCUCGCCAUCAACCUCAGCCAGGUAGACAAGAACUCGCGCUUUAUCGGCGGCCUCCCCCCAGGGACAACAACGGUGACGCUUGCGACGAAUUACGUCUGCCGCCCGUAUCGGAGCGACAUCCAACGCCUGCGGGCCAUCUUCACCUGGGUUGCGGAGAAGAUAUGCUGGGAAGAGGACUUUGAAGGCGAAAUCGAUACACGGCGCGUCAUCCAAUCCAAACGCGGAUGCGCCGAGGAGUAUGCUGUGGUUGUGCUGGAGAUGUGUGCGGCAGUUGGGCUUCCCUGCGAGGUGGUCCGAGGCUAUCUGAAGGCGCCGGGCGAGAUACCGGAUGCCAUCGUCGUGCCGCGGUCAAACCACUGGUGGAAUGCCGUGCUCGUCGAUAACGAAUGGCGGAUUAUGGACUGUUGUCUUGCUUCUCCGUCCAACCCGCGGCGGGGGUUAUACUCUGGUUUCAGCAGUUCGACGGCGGACCCGUGGUGGUUCCUCGUCCGGCCUACUGAGAUCUGCUGGACGCACAUCCCCGAACACCAUUCGCAACAGCACGUCUGCCCGCCAGUGGCCCACGAGAUCCUCCUCAACCUGCCCUGCACCUGUCCGCCGUAUUUCAAAUCCGGUCUCGAGAUUGUCGACUACAACACGUCGCUGACACGAAUCGAGGACCUCGAGAUGGUCCAUGUCAAGUUCAACGUCCCCGCCGACAUUGAAGUGGCCGCCGAGGUAGAGGUGCGGGCAUACUCGCGAGACUCUGACGGCGACCUUUUCGAGUCGGGCGAUGUGGUGAAGAAGCGCGCCCUCGCGCAAGCCGAGUGGUUUGGCAGCGUCAAGCGCUACACUGUCAAGGCAUUGCUUCCAGGCGACGAGGGCACGGGCACGCUGAAGGUGUAUGCCGGAAAGCGCGGGCUAAUGCACAGCAUCAAGGACAUCCCACACCCGCUGGCCUUUGCGCUGCCCAUUAUCCACACGGGCGAGAAUCCGCCAUAUGAGUUUGUCACGCGCCAUCCGACGCCGCACGCCCAGCGCCACGACAUCUACGUCGUCCAGCCCCAGUGUCAGCGCCUCGCGCUCAACAACACGUUCGUCUUUGCCAUCCGCCAGCAUCCUAGCUCGCUCGGUGGCGCGGCCAUAAGUGGUGCCGUCAUGGCUCCGUCGUCCAACGGGGGAGCUACGAGCCCAAUACCGUUUGUGCGCCUGACAAGCGCCAUGAGCAUGACCAGCUCGAGCGCGGCCGGGUCCAAUCCUAGCACCGCAAGCUCAGGCAGCGGCCCAGCCAAGAAACCGGCCAAGCUCGCCAUCCAGACCCCGGGAGGCAAGAUCCUCCGCCUCAUGCGCAAGGAGGAGCGCCGCGGCAUUGGCGUCGGCGUGGGUGCAGGUGCUUCUGUUGCGGCUGGUCGCGCGGGCGAUGGCGACGACGAAGCCGGCGGCGACGGCGGCACCUGGGAAACCAUCAUCAAGUGCUCAGAACGCGGCGUCUGGCGGGGCCUAGUGCUAGCGGACCGCACGGCGCGGUGGUGCGUGUUUGCUGAGUGGGUCUGCGAGGGCUAA